UCCUCUCAUUUUUUUUCUCUCCUCCACCUUGUUCUUCUCAGUCUUCAUUUCAGCCCUGAAUUUUCUCUCCAAUCGGAUCUCGAUCCCGACACGGAUCCGAAUCGUUGACCCGAACAACCCGACCUCGCUGAUGGUGAUAAGAAAUUAAAAAGAGAGAGAGAGAGAGAUAAAGAGGAGUGAGUCUUGGGAUGGGCGAGGAGGUGAGGAUGAGCCAGUACGAGGGAGGCGACGAGGAGAGAGUCUCCGAGUGGGAGUCCGGGCUUCCGACGGCGGAUGAUUUGACUCCGCUCUCUCAGCCUUUGAUUCCGGCGGAGCUGGCCUCGGCGUUCAGCAUCUCGCCGGAGCCGUGCCGGACGGCGGUGGACGUCAACCGCGCGUCGCAGAAGACGGUGUCGACGCUGCGCGGGUCCAACUCGCAGGCGUACUCGUCCAACUACAAGUCGUUCGAUGAGAACAACAACAACCGGAGCGACGAGCCGAUGGUGGUGGAGGUGGAGGACACGGAGGAGCCGUACGGCGGCGGGGAGGGAUCCGAUUCGAGGAAGUCGAGGAAGGUGGACAGCCCCGAGGAGGCGGACUCGGCGCUCCGGAUCGAGAAUUCCUCCGGCGGCGGCGGAGAGGACCCGUCGGGGAGGGCGGUGAAGCGGCCUCGGCUGGUGUGGACGCCGCAGCUGCACAAGCGGUUCGUGGAGGUGGUGGCCCACCUGGGGAUCAAGAACGCGGUUCCCAAGACGAUUAUGCAGCUGAUGAACGUGGAAGGAUUGACUCGAGAGAAUGUGGCCAGUCACUUGCAGAAGUACCGCCUCUACUUGAAGAGGAUGCAGGGCCUUUCCAACGAGGGGCCCUCCUCGUCCGACCCGCUCUUCGCCUCCACUCCGGUGCCGCAGAGCCUGCACGAGUCGUCCGGCGGCGGGUCGGCUCAGGGUCAUGCGCAUGGAAAUGGACACAUGCCCAUUUCGAUCCCCAUGCCCUACCCGCCACCGGGUGCCAUGAUGGCUAUGCCGAGUUACAUGGGCAUGCCCGGUGGGUACCAUGGGUUCGAGUCGCACCCUUCGUAUAAUAUGAUGCAGCAGCACAAGUAUGGUGGCAUGGUGCCGUACCCACCCCAUGUCGCUCCUAAUGAGAAAUGAAGCAGUCUUGCACAUUAUAUUCAGAUUCAGAAGCUUGAACAAGUUGGCUGGAGCUAACUCGUGGAACUCAACCUGUAAGCUUGCCUGCUUGCUUAACUUGAACCUGACGAGCAAGGGAAGGCUUCUUAGGAAUUAUAUGGAGAGCUUUUAAUCUUACAUUCCCAAUAUCUUCUGGGGGCUUGUAUGAAUCCGGGAAUGUAACACAACUUCCCUCUUUAGUCGUAUAUAUCUACCACCCACUUACAUAACUGGGGAGAUCCUACAUGGUUGGCAGAGAUGCAUUCAGUAAAUUCUUAACUUGUUACUAGUCUACAUAUGUUGUUCUUGUAUCAUUGAGGUAUUAGACCUUUUUGUUUCCUGAAUCAAAGGAAACACAAUAAAAGUAGAAGAAGUUCAGUUGGCUGCCCCUCUCCCUCCAUGCCGUGUUGAAUGUUUUUAUCACCUGCUGCUUCGUUAGUUAUAUUUAUAGAACUAUGAACAUUUCGUUAUUAUCACUAAAUUUUG
Argentina anserina (silverweed cinquefoil) is the source of this 1634-nucleotide messenger RNA. RefSeq names its product transcription factor PCL1-like. The record is from RefSeq and is a predicted model, not a curated record. Gene Ontology annotation, biological process: regulation of DNA-templated transcription. Lineage: Eukaryota; Viridiplantae; Streptophyta; Magnoliopsida; Rosales; Rosaceae. The coding region runs from base 189 to 1130 and encodes 313 amino acids. Gene Ontology annotation, molecular function: DNA-binding transcription factor activity; DNA binding. The transcript has 2 exons. Gene Ontology annotation, cellular component: nucleus.